GAGCCCAACUUCAUCCAUUCAGGCCAGUGGCUUGGGCACGCUGUCAUCCUCUCGUUGACUACCAGGCUUUGCUUCAAUCAAAGCAUCCACAACGACCAAAAGGUGUUCGAAACGAGCAUCGCAAGACGCGAUUCAGCCUCCUCAUAAACACCCAGUACGUUAUCAUCAAGCUUCCUGCUGUAAAACGCACUCCAAGAAGUAUCAAGUGCGCGUCUACCCAACCUUGUGUCCUUGCUGUGACUUCAGACUUAGCGAGUGAUUCCCUUGACUCGUUUGGCGACGGCUGGACUUGUCGACUUCAUCGCACAGCGAAGUCGGACUACUCCUUGCCUGAUCAUCUACUGACCUGAUUGUUAUUUGCAGCGCACGACGUACAGACGAGCAAUAUGGGGAAGAAGAGAAAGAACGAAGACAUUGAGGAUGUGCUCGCAAAGCCAUGGUGUUAUUACUGCGAGCGUCAGUUCGAAGAUCUCAAGAUUCUGAUAUCGCAUCAGAAAGCGAAGCAUUUCAAAUGUGAACGCUGUGGUCGUCGUUUGAAUACUGCCGGUGGUCUAUCGGUCCAUCUCAACCAAGUGCACAAAGAAACGUUGACCGAAGUCGACAAUGCGCUGCCUGAGCGCAAGGGCCUUGGCGUCGAGAUUUUUGGUAUGGAGGGCAUACCAGACGACAUCAAACAACGACACGACAAGCGCGUCGCAGAGAAUUACUGGAAAGAGCAGGCAAGCAGACGCGAGGCCACGGGCAAUCCGCCUGCUGGCUCAAAGGAAGCCUUGGCGGUCAAGCCAUCCAAGUUUGGUGAUGAUGAGGACUUGCUUAAGCGCUUCAAAGAGCACCUGGCUCGAAUCGAGAAUGGCGACACACUUGCUCCUGCUGCAAUUGAUGGCGUGCAGCCUGUUCCAGCGCCAGGAAUCCCUCCGUCUGUAUCGCCAGACCAAGCGCAGCCUUUCGCCCCUCCUCCAUUCCAGCCGGCGCCUAUAGGUUUCCCGCCCGUUCAGGCUCCCUUCCCAGGUCAACCUCCGUUUCAGCCCCCCUUCGCUGGAAGCCCUCCAUUCGCACAUGGGCCUUACCAGCCGCCCCCCGUACCAGGUGGUUCCAACCUGCCAUCACGACCAGCGUUCCCGCCACACCCGGCUGGACCAAUGCAGCAGGCUCCCCCAGGUGGCAAUCCCGCCGUCUCAGCGGCAGUCGACGACCUUAUAUCCAGUGCACAGGCUGCUGCUGCUCCAACUCCUCCACCAGCAGCCACCUCUUCAGCGCCGGCGGAGAAGAAAGGCAAAGAGAAGAACGUACGCCUUGUGUACUCAGACAAUGAAGUCAGCCCUGAAGAGAAGAUGGCGGCAAGGGCUAAAUAUGCUUUCGUCAAGUCCUGAAAACCCUCCAUCUUGCAAGUUGUGUUGGGUAUGCCUGUGGGCUAUUGCGCACUAGGUUCAGAGACACUGACGAAAUGCAAAAUAAAUAAACUUUUCUGAAGUUUAUAUCUCAAAGUGAACGGCUUUGUAAGCCCUGCUUCUGGAGUAGGGAGAAGGUAAAAUAACGGCGUGGGUGAUGACAGAGUAUAUCGAUCACUCGGCGCCUGUGUCUCAUGCAAGCGCAAUGUAUCUUAUGAUCGUAGUUCACUAACAUGACAGCUUUCAGUGGCUGGCCUUGCAGGUACAUUGAACCGGUAUAUAGCUAAUACAAGAUACCAUGCAUUCGCUUCGAA
Messenger RNA from Verruconis gallopava, 1702 nucleotides. RefSeq lists its product as uncharacterized. The record is from RefSeq and is a predicted model, not a curated record. The transcript has 3 exons. Gene Ontology annotation, cellular component: nucleus. NCBI's taxonomy places the organism in Eukaryota, Fungi, Ascomycota, Dothideomycetes, Venturiales, Sympoventuriaceae. Bases 387 to 1370 code for a protein of 327 amino acids. Gene Ontology annotation, molecular function: DNA binding.